AUGGUGGGUCGCCGCAUUCCCAGCUCCGCUCACUGGUUGCGAGCCUACUGCUCCACCUCCUGCCUCAUCCUCCCCCCGCCGACGAUGGCCCUUCAUUCCCCGCCAUGUCUCUUCCAGCCCUUGGGAAAUCCGGCUUCCAGCUGUCAAAAAUGGUCCGAAAGAUUGGACGCCGGCCUGCGGAAACCUCACGUCCAUGGCCGACAAGCCGCCGACGAAGAAGGCUUUCUGGACUCUUACGGUCGCAUGCUCCAUCGUUACGUUGGUUCCAGUAGCUCUCCUCCCGGCGCUCGAAGCCUACAACUGGAGUUGACUAAGCUUGGAUUCGUAGGAGAUUUGUUUCUAUCCAACACCCUCGUCAACCUCUACGCCAAGAGCGGUAACUUAACUGUGGCACGCCAGGUCUUCGAUGAAAUGCCCCACAGGAACGCAGUCUCCUGGACCUGCCUGAUUUCCGGCCAUUCACAGUGGGGUCAACCGGACGAAGCAUGCCGUCUCUUCCGAUCGAUGGUCUCCGCGGGAUUCCCCCCCAGCGAGUACACCUUCGGGAGCGUUCUGAGAGGCUGCCAAGACUCUGGCCCGCGUUCCUUGCCUCUGGGUGCCCAAGUACACGGCGUUAUUCUGAAGAGCGGCUACUCCUUGGACCCCGUAGCCUGUAACGCCCUGAUCUCUAUGUAUGGAAGCUGUUCUUUGGACUCCAUGGUCAGCGUUCGACGGAUAUUUGAAGGCGCUCCGAAGGGGAAUCUGGUAUCCUGGAACUCCAUCAUCUCGGUGUGCUCUCAGAAGGGAGAGGCACCCUCCGCCUACGAACUGUUCUUGGCAAUGCAGAGGAGCGACCUCGGACUGAGGCCUAAUGGGUACACCUUUGGGAGUCUGAUCAGCGCCACCUACGCUUGCCCUGCCCCCCGUGCUUCUCUCUUCGCAUGCCUUCUUGAUCAGUUGCUCUCUCAGAUUCUCAAGUCCGGCUUCCUUGAAGACCUCUACGUGGGAAGCGCCCUGGUCAGCGCAUUCGCGAGGCUCGGAGUUCUCGACAGAGCAAAGAAGACGUUCUUGCAGAUGCAGAAGAGGAACGCGGUCUCCAUGAAUGGGUUGAUGGUGGGCUUGGUGAAGCAGAAGCAGGGAGAGGAGGCGGCGGACAUUUUCCGGCAAGUCAACGACCCCGGGCUGGUGAACGAGGACACCUUUGUGGUUUUGCUCAGCGCUUGCGCCGAAUUCUCGGCACCAGAGGCGGGGAAGAGGACGGGCAGGGAGAUCCAUGGGUUCAUCACCAGAAAUAGCCUGGGCGAUGACAAGGUUGCUGUCGGGAACGGUCUGGUCAACAUGUACGCAAAAUGUUCUGCGAUCGAGGAAGCUCGCAGGGUCUUUGAGCUCAUGGGCGCGAAGGAUCAGGUGUCCUGGAAUUCAAUAAUAUCUGGGUUCGAUCAGAACGGGCUAUUUCAGGAGGCGUUGACCAGUUUCCGUAAAAUGCGGAUAGGUGAUGCUUCCCCCUCGAACUUCACGCUGAUUAGCACGCUGAGUUCUUGCUCAAGUUUAGCAUUCCUCAGGUUCGGAGAACAGGUGCACUGCGACGGGGUCAAAGCCGGCCUUGAUUUGGACAUCUCCGUCUCGAAUGCUCUUCUCACCAUGUAUGGAGACUGCGGUCAAACCUCAGAGAGCCAGAGAGUCUUCUGGUCAAUGCCCGAUCAUGAUCUGGUUUCCUGGAACUCCAUGAUCGGCGUGCUUGCAGAUUCAGAGACCCAUCUUCCCCAAUCCAUGGGGGUCUUCAGAGAGAUGCUUCGAGGAGGAUGGCAUCCAAACAGGGUAACGUUCAUAAACAUUCUGGUGGCUUCAUCUUCGCUUUCGUUGGUCAACCAGGGGAGACAGGCGCAUGCCCUGGUGGUCAAACACGGGCUGUCCGAAGACGUCGCAGUGGAGAACGCCAUGCUCUCCUGCUAUGCCAGGAGCGGAUGCAUCGGAGCUUCUGAGCAGCUGUUCAUCCUCAUGUCGGGCAGGAGAGACAACCUCUCGUGGAACUCUAUGGUCGCCGGCUAUGUUGACAACGGCCUUCUCCCCGAGGCCAUGGACUUGGUGUGGCUGAUGAUGAACGACGGGCAGAAACUGGACAACUUCACCUUCGCCACAGUUCUGAGCGGCUGCGCCGCAGCGGGGGCGCUGGAACGAGGGACGGAGAUGCACGGCUUCAGGGUGAGGUCCCAGGUGGAAUCUGACGUCGUGGUGGAGAGCACUCUGGUUGACAUGUACUCGAAGUGCGGCCGGGUCAACUAUGCUGCCAGGGUCUUCGCCGCCAUGCCGUCGAGGAACAGGUACUCCUGGAACUCGAUGAUUUCAGGCUGUGCCCGGCACGGAGACGCUGCAGGUGCCCUGAGGCUGUUCCGGGAGAUGCAGCUUAGUCAACGGCCAGAUGAUGUCACUUUCGUCAGUGUCCUGUCGGCGUGCAGCCACGCUGGUCUCGUAGAGGAGGGGCUGCAGUACUUCGACGAUAUGGCCGGGAGCUACGGUGUAGAGCCUCGGAUGGAGCAUUAUUCCUGCGUUGUGGACCUUCUUGGGAGGGCCGGCAUGGUCGAGGAGAUGGAGAGCUUCCUGAGGAGGAUGCCGAUGGAGCCCAACGCGCUCAUCUGGAGGACCGUUCUCGCAGCGUGCUGCAGAACUAAGGACAGAGCCCGGAUGGCGUUGGGAGGGUUAGCAGGGGAGAAGCUCAUGGAACUGGAACCAGAGAACCCGGUGAGUUAUGUGCUCAUGUCGAAGCUCUUUGCUUCCGUGGGGAAAUGGGAAGAUGUGGCGAGAGCCAGGAGCUCCAUGCGGACCGCUAUGGUGAGGAAAGAGGCGGGCUGCAGCUGGGUCACUUUGAAGGACGGGGUUCAUACCUUCGUCGCCGGAGACAGAUCGCAUCCGGAGGCUGAAGAGGUUUACAGAGAGCUGUUGCUGCUUAUUCAGAGGACGAGGGUGGUCGGAUACGCCCCUCAGACUGGCUCCGCUCUGUACGAUCUUGACUCGGAGGAGAAAGAACUGCUGCUGAGCCACCACAGCGAGAAGCUCGCGCUCGCCUUCGUCCUCAUCCGAUCCUCCUCCGGGCUGCCGAUAAGGAUCAUGAAGAACCUCCGGGUCUGUGGCGAUUGCCACCUGUUCUUCAGGUGCAGUUCUCAGGUGGUCGGACGGGAGAUCAUCCUCAGGGACUCGAUCCGGUUUCACCAUUUCGCGAACGGGAGAUGUUCUUGCGGGGAUUACUGGUGA
Spirodela intermedia is the source of this 3228-nucleotide messenger RNA. Lineage: Eukaryota; Viridiplantae; Streptophyta; Magnoliopsida; Alismatales; Araceae. The record is from the annotation of a GenBank genome assembly.